GAGAUUUUCCGCGCGUGACGACGGCAGUCGCGCAGAGCAAAGUAGAGGCGCAGAGCCGAGCGCCGGACCCGACUCUCCCCCCAUCCCCCCCGUCCCCCCGCAUCACACAACGUUACAUAGAUUUCCCGGCUCGACCGGAGCGUCGUCGUCUCGUUUCGGCCGGCUCGGCGGCGGACUCGAUCUCGCUCGCCGGCGCCAUACAUGGGGUGCGCGUCGUCGAGGCAGUUCGGGGCGCGCGCGGCGGGGUGCAAGGAGCUCGCCGCGCUCGCGUCCGGGACCUCAUUCACGGUGAACGAGGUGGAGGCGCUGUACGAGCUGUACAAGAAGAUGAGCUUCUCCAUCAUCAAGGACGGCCUCAUCCACAAGGAGGAGUUCCAGCUCGCCUUGUUCAGGAACAGCAAGAAGGCGAACCUCUUCGCGGACAGGGUCUUCGAUCUGUUCGAUCUCAAGCGGAAUGGGGUGAUCGAUUUCGAGGAGUUCGUGCGAUCGCUCAGCAUAUUCCACCCCAAAGCGCCUACAUCGGAGAAGACAGCGUUCGCGUUCAAGCUGUAUGAUCUAAGGGGGACAGGUUACAUCGAGAAAGAAGAGCUCAGGGAGAUGGUCUUGGCGCUUCUAGACGAGUCGGAUCUCUGUCUUUCAGAUAGCACCGUCGAGGCGAUUGUGGAUAAUACAUUCAGUCAAGGGGACUCGAAUGGAGAUGGCAAGAUAGAUCCUGAGGAAUGGGAGGAAUUUGUGAAGAAGAACCCGUCAGCAUUGAGAAGCAUGUCACUACCAUAUUUGCAGGACAUUACCAUGGCAUUUCCCAGCUUCAUAGUGCGUUCAGAAGCCAAUGACUGACGGAAAUACUCGGGUAGAGCAGAGUAUAAGCAAGCACAAUCUCAUCAGCUCCGCUAUGCCUAAGUUCAGAACGUAGCUGCAAUGGGUUGUGGCAUACACUGCAGCCUAACAAGAUGGUGACGAUGAUGAUGACGAAAAAUGCAUCUAAGUGGUAAGCUUCAGAUGAUAACCAGGCGAUGACUUUCCACGCGUGUAAAUAUCUCGGAUGAUCAACAUGCCUGUUCAGAUAAGCAGUGCCUGAGUUCGCAAGCUAGCUGCCGUGUGAAAUCUUGUGUGUGGUUAUAACUGUAAGGAAAGAAUAAUCUGUGAGAGCAGCUGGUGUUGUUCGUAGCUGCUGGAGUGUUUCCGCCUUUUUUGCUGCAUGUAGUUGUAAGCAGUAUGGCUGGUGGCGACUGACGAAAGCUAAUGUUUUCAUAUGGUUGUAGUCAUCUUUUGUUACUGUUUUUUAAGCAUCUUUUGUUACUGUUCAUACUAUCCUAAAAAUACCAAUUUUGGGGGAAA
This is a messenger RNA of Setaria italica (foxtail millet), 1338 nucleotides long. RefSeq names its product calcineurin B-like protein 4. NCBI's taxonomy places the organism in Eukaryota, Viridiplantae, Streptophyta, Magnoliopsida, Poales, Poaceae. Gene Ontology annotation, molecular function: kinase binding; calcium ion binding. The transcript has 8 exons. The record is from RefSeq and is a predicted model, not a curated record. The coding region runs from base 202 to 837 and encodes 211 amino acids. Gene Ontology annotation, biological process: calcium-mediated signaling.